Molecule: messenger RNA, 2353 nt
Organism: Athene cunicularia (burrowing owl)
Lineage: Eukaryota; Metazoa; Chordata; Aves; Strigiformes; Strigidae
Product: ras-like protein family member 11A-like
Exons: 4
Coding region: 295-1047 (250 amino acids)
Molecular function (GO): GTPase activity; GTP binding
Source: RefSeq, a predicted model, not a curated record
CGGUGCCCGGCUGGAGGAAUGUCAUGGUUUCACUUGUGAUUGGCUGGGGAAUGGAGGAGUCAGUUUUCACGGGGGCUGAUCAAAAAGUUCCCUUUUGCUUUCCAAAGUUGCUGUCUGAGCAGAGGCAUCGGGAAGAGGAGGCCAGUCGCUCUAAUAUUCCUCAGAAAAGCUACUUAAAUGAAAUGAGAAGGCUUCUCUAUCCAAGGAUAUACAGCCAAGAACAGACGCCGAGAAGCUGUUUUCCUUCUUUUCUCCCCCAACUCCUACCGGAGUUGAACAGCUCUCGUUUCUGGCAUGCGUCUCAUCUCUCAGGAUACUAUGUCACAGUAUUCUACUAACUUUCUCUUGCUCCCCAUACCAGAGUAUCCUGUGUUAGACUGCGUGCCCAACAAAAUCAUCAAGCUCGUGGUACUGGGUGGCAGUAGCGUUGGCAAGACAGCUCUGGUUGUACGCUUUCUCACAAAGAGAUUUAUUGGAGACUAUGAAGCCAAUACUGGCGCUUUAUAUUCAAGAAAGUUCACCAUAGAUGGGGAACAGAUCUCUCUACAGGUGCAGGAUACUCCCUUUGUUUCAUUGGAGGAUGACACUGACAGCAUAUGCUGCCAAGAGCAGAUAAACCGCUCAAUCUACUGGGCAGAUGGCUUCGUUUUUGUUUACUCCAUCACAGACUACGAGAGCUACCGAGUCAUCCGUCCCCUACACCAGCACAUCCGAAAGAUUCACCCGAAUGCCAACAUUCCCCUGCUCCUGAUGGCAAACAAAGGAGACCUCCUGCGAGCCAGGCAGGUGUCCUCCAAAGAAGGGCUGCAGCUGGCCAGUGAACUGGGAGGUACUUACUAUGAAGUCUCAGCCCGGGAGAACUGUGAGGGAGUGCAUGAAGCCUUCCAGCAGCUUUGCCAGGAGGUCAGCAGGAUGAUUGGGAGCUGCAAUGGAGAGAAACGAAGAGGCCUCCACCUUGUCCGACCGAAGUCUCCAAAUAUGCAGGACUUAAAGAGACGUUUGAAACAGGCUCUGACUUCCAAAGGGAAAUCUGCCACUACGCUUUGAUGUAGCUGACAGAAAUUGUUUUCCACAGCCCUGAAAAAAAGGCAAGAAAAUAAGCUGGUAAUAAGGGGCAUCUCUGAAAUUCAGCAAUCAGGUUGUGUGAGAGGGUCUUUCAUUUUGUCUUUACAUCUUCCUUAAAAAUCCCAUCCUCAUUCAGCAAAGGAAUUUACAGAAUUUUCUCUUUGGGGCAAAAGAAUUUAGAAACUGUGAUUUAAAAAAUAGAUUGUCCCAAAUUAUUUCCUUUGUGAAAGGGACACAGUCAAAUAGUUUAGGCUUAAAAUGUGGAUUUUAUUAAUAAAGAUAAUAAAUCCUACUUUUAAGAGAAGUGACUUAUCCUGGGGAUGGUUGUAUUCCCAAACAUAGGUAAUAAGCUACAGCAAGACAUGAGGAGAGUGAUGUGGGCUAUACUGAGCAAGCAAAAUUUACCAGAUUUGCUUAGUCACAAGACUGGAAAAUAAAGGCAAAAAGUAAAAGAAGAGCGUAGAUAGUGAAAAGUAGUAAUUGAAAGCUUUUAAACUGAAGUUUAGAAAGUGUUCUUAGCAACUUGGGGAGAGAUGUGUUCAUAUGCAAGCUUUAGCCUUACAGUGUCUCUCUUUAGAAGGAGAUUUUAUAAAAAUCACUAUUUUUUCAGAUUAUCUUCCUUUGAAUGCAUGCCAGUUGUUUCUGAAAGUGAUUAUAUAGGCAAAAGACAUACCUGUACCAGCAUUUUGUAGUCAGUUUCUGAGUGGCAUACUUCUCAUUUUUCUGUAGGUUUCCUACAUGGCAAUGAGAGGGACAAAUAGCACAGUGUGGUUUAAAACCUGCAAAAAAAUGGAUUCUAUUAAUCAUGAGCAAGGAGGUGAUCUAAAACUAUUUAACUUUUUUUCCCAAACUAGUUAGAUUUUAACUUCAAAAUACUGUUUUAAAGAAACAAGGUCUUCACAUAAAGUAUAUUUAAUUCAUUAGAUUCCUUUUUUUUUAAAGAAGAGAAGGUUUUAUGAUGCCUGAAAUUUCUGGCUUUGGGAAUUCGUCAUGAUUUGCCUUAAGACUAGACUUUACUUAAUACCUCAAAACACAUCGAAAUCACCAGUCUAUCAAUAUGUAUUUCACUGGCAGCAUCUCACUGCAUUCUGUUUCAGCAAGUACAAAGGGAUUUGAAGCUGUAUGCUGUAAACUGGCCCAUUUUAUGGUAGCAAUAACAACAACAAGAAGCAUCCAUCAUUCUAUUCUCAAUGAGAGUGGAAAGAAACUGGGUUGGACCAUGUUAAAGUCAUGAUGCAAAAAUCUUUUCUUUAAACAGGCCAUAUGAGGUCACGGGACCAUGAAAUGA